Molecule: messenger RNA, 4989 nt
Organism: Funneliformis mosseae
Lineage: Eukaryota; Fungi; Glomeromycota; Glomeromycetes; Glomerales; Glomeraceae
Source: the annotation of a GenBank genome assembly
AUGGAAGGAAGAGAGCGAAUAAACGCUGGAAGCUAUUUACCAGGGCGUAAUUUUCACUUUCCAUUCGAAUUCAACGAUACAGACAGACUUGGACCGUGGGACAUUUUACUCAGUGAAGGCACAAUUAGAGAUUUACAGGACAUAUUGUUCAAAGAAGACGUCAAUGAUAUGCAUGUAGAGUCACCUCUCACUAUUGAAAAAGUUAUGAAAAAACUCAGGCAGAUAUCUUCCGGAGCAUGGAAAAAGUACGGACUCCAAUGUGAGGUGUCAUCUCUCACUAUACCUAUCUAUGAAGCUGAACUUCCCAACAGUGAUAUAAAGAUUCUCUGGCAGAUUGACUACGGGUUUUCUAUUCGUAGUAAUUCGUCUACACAACAUGUAAAGGUUUGGACCAUCACUGCAUGCCAAGAAAAGUUUAUCACAACAUUAAAAACUCUCGAAAGAGUUCAUAAGGUCUACAGUUCUAAGCAGAUUCGUCGAUGCAAAAUACAAAAUUUAGGCAAUGACAAUGUCGUUUUACCGGGAUGCUUUGGAGAUAUUGAGAAAACAAGAUUCGCUGACGUUGCGAAGAACGAUAAGAGGCUACUAACAGUCCAUAAAAUGCUUGUUACAAAUAAAUUUUUUCCUAUUUCAAGGAAAUUGUUUAAGUCACUAAUUAUGAGUGGCUCGGACUUCGCCUUUCAAGUAUCUAAGAAAGAGUACGAGAUAAUUAACAAUCCUACAUCGACGAUUGUUUUCGGUCGAUCUGGGACCGGCAAGACCACAUGUAUCGUAUUUAGACAGCUCGCUUCAUAUCUGACUAGCCAAUUUUAUAAAACGCCAUCUUUGCAUGACAAUGACGAGGAUUUCUACAAAAGGCAAAUAUUUAUUACGGCGAACACCUUUCUACGCUCAAAGAUAAAGAAUUACUUCAAUCAAUUACAUAAUUCGGCAAUGCUUUCUGGAAAAAAGAUAUCGAAGGCUGAUUUUAUUGAGUGGAAGAAAACAUACGGCAAUAAGUCACUAAUUGUCAAUACUAUGCAUGAAGAGGAUGACGAAAAUCAUCCAAGUGUUACUCCUUUCCGUCUGCUGACUGACCAUGAUUUUCCAUUAUUCCUCACCUAUGAAGAGUUUUCGGAAAUGCUUCAGGAAACCUACAGUAUUGACAUUCGAAAGUUGACUACAAAACAAAAACAAAAGCUCGAUACGGAUGACCAUAAUGAGGAGGAAUACCACAUUAGGUCUUCCUUUAAGAACAUGUCAAACGCUUCAUGGGCCCGUUUUGUUGACUAUAAUCUAUUUGAAGCAAAGUAUUGGCCUCGUUUCGCAGAUAAUUAUAGAAAAAAGCUAGAUUGCGAGCUAGUAUAUGCUGAGUUUUCCAUUAUCAAGGGCAUGAAUAUUGAAGCGGAAUGUCUAUCAAGGGAAGAAUACCGUUCCAUAAGUACCAGAAAAUACCCAACAUUCUGUCACAACCGUGACGAAAUUUAUGAUUUAUUUGAGCGAUAUAAAUACAUAAAAGCGGGGAAUUUUGACUUUGAUGCGGUUGAUCGAACACUAGACAUAUUACGCGCAACCAAAACGAAAACGUUUGAUGGCCCGCACAUUCAUGAAUUGUAUAUUGACGAAUGUCAGGAUAAUCAUAUUGUAGAUUACGAGCUCAUGUUCAAAAUCUUCGAUGGUGCGGACAGUAUUUUUAUGGCCGGUGAUGUAGCGCAAUGCAUUGCCCGGGGAUCUUCAUUUCGAUUCCAGGAUUUAUACACAUUAAUGUACCAACGGAAUCUCAGUCGAAUCCAAUCUGAAAAUACCCAUUACAAUCUAUUAAAACCAGAAAAGUUUGAACUAGAUGUUAACUACCGAUCACACAACGGGAUUCUUCGACUUGCUUCAUCAGUAAUCCAACUCAUCGAGAAAUUCUUUCCUGAUUCUAUUGACAAAAUGGCACCGGAAUACGGUGAGAUUGACGGUCCAAAACCUCUCAUUUUCGAGGAUUAUCAGGCUAAUACCUUGUUCAUAACCGACAUUAAUGAUGAGAAAAACAUUAAAAAGAAUGAGGAUACUUAUAUUGAAUUUGGAGCUAACCAGGUUAUCAUUGUACGUGAUGCUGAAGCUAAAAAACGAGUGAUGGACAAUAUCAGCGAUAUUGGAUUGGUAUUGACUGUGUUCGAGGCAAAAGGUUUGGAGUUUAAUGACGUAUUAUUGUAUGAUUUCUUUGCCGAUUCGCCUGCCCGAUCAAAUUGGCGAGUAAUUCUCUCCGCUUUGGAUGGCUAUUCUGAAGGAAUUCGUACUUUUUCUCAUGAGAAACAUUAUAUCCUUUGUUCGGAAUUCAAGCAUCUUUAUGUCGCAGUAACAAGAGCCCGAAUGCGUCUUUGGAUUUUUGAUGAAAAUGCUGAGUUUAGCGAGCCAAUCCGGAGGUACUGGAAAUGUAAGAAGCUAGCUGAAGUAGCAAAAGAAAACAUUUCUUCUUUGCUUAAAAGGAGUAGUCAUUUCGAAUGGAAUGAAGUUGGAAAGUCGUUUUUUGAGCAACAGAAAUAUGAACAGGCUGUUUUCUGCUUCAAAAAGAGUAAAAACGAGAAGAACGAGAAGUUAGCCCGUGCGUAUCUUCGUCGAAAAGAAGCCAGAACUUCCUUCGUAUCCGGUUCUGAUGAAAAAACCGUAAAGUCCAAAUUUAUUUCCGCCGCUCAGGCCUUUGUAGAAUGUUCUCGGUUGUCAAAAGCAGCUUCCUGCUAUGAGAAUAUAGAUAUGUAUUGUGAGGCCGGUAUUUGUUACGUUAAAUCAAAUAUGUUUGAGUCUGCUGCGCAUUGUUAUUUUAAAGCCAAGAUGUGGAACGAAGCAGGUGUAUAUUUUGAAAAGGUAAAGAAGUAUGAUGAUGCCGUUAUUUCCUAUAAAAAUGGCAGCCUUUAUGAAACGGUAACCAAUUUGAUUCAAAGAGAAGAAGUUGACAAUGAUACAAUUCUCCUUCUAAACAUCCAUUUUCGUAAAGAAGCAGAAAAGCUACGUUCAUAUGAUAAGUUCGAAGAGGCAGCCAACAUGUUUAUGCGUUCGAUUGACGUUGAAGGGGAUAGAAUUGAUGCGCUACAGUGCUUAUUGUACCAAUGCCGAGUUCAUAUAUUGAAAAAAAUAAUUAGUCUUACAAGUACAAAUAUUCUACAGGAAUUGCAUGGGCUUCAUUCAAAAGCAGCCGAGAUUGUUCUGAAAGUUAAAUCAAAAUCUGAAUAUUGGAAGAAUCUAACGGUAGAAUUUCAGUGCUAUUCUUCUUAUUUGAAUAAGAAACUCAAUAAAGUCCAUGAGUGCAUACAAUUUUUCAGAAAUCGUGAAGAGCUUGUCACUGAGUUUUUUGCGAUAGUCACGUGGCUUCAGGUUCCCUCGCCGUCCGAUAUCAAUAUCAAUUAUUGGGAUGAACGGUUACAAUGCCUGCUGAGACUGUGUAAAUUGUCCUUAUCUUUUAUAGCCCCGCAAAAAAACGACGAUAUUGCAAAAAUUUCUAAAGUUUUUGAAGAUAUUUGUUUUGUAAGCAGAGUAAAAAAUCCUUAUAAAAGAAAAGUUUCUUAUUACAACCCUCUUUAUUAUUUUAUGGACAUCAAGCAUAAUGAAAAUGAAGAAAUUACGAACUUUUGGAAUGUUUAUGACGUGGAUUUAGUGCAUCAAAAAAUUUCGCAGUUCCUUACCUCGUAUAUCUACGAGUUAAUUUCGAAAGCCGAUCAGGAUGGUAGAAAUAAUCCGGAUAUAGCUUCAAGAAUCUGCUAUAAUUUUGCAUCAUCGAAUAAUUGUCAAGAUCCAAAUUGUCGAAUGUAUCACAUAGUUCCAACACCAUUACUUUUAUUCCAGCGCCUGAAACUUGCGAGACUCCAAUAUACAGUGGUGCGACAGUUGGAUGUAUUAUGCCGUUAUGAGCUUCAUAAGGAAGAGAUAAAUAAUUCACAAAAGUGGUGGGCUGAAACUCUGGUUAAAUGUCAUAUGUGUUAUCAAUCACCUCAGACAAGCUGUCCAGAAGUUACUCGUAUGGUUCUGACCAAACUUUCUGUCCACAUCCGUGAUGAUCUUAUCAAUGACGUUUACAAGAUAUGGUUAUUUAAUGAGUUCAAGGAUGCCGAUAACUUUGAAGUAAUGUUAAAACGCAUGUUUGUUAUUCAGCAGCUUCAGGACAAAAAGAUCAUUGAUGAAUUUUAUCAGGAGAUGUCGAAAACAAAAAUUCUUUCACACCCUAGCUAUCUGCCCGUAGGUUUUGAAUAUUAUUGUGGAAAUUAUCAAAUGAUCCCGGUUGGAAGGCAUCUCGCGCUAUUUUUCUCAUUUCUUCACACUAAUAAAGUGAUCCACGCGAUUACAAGCUCAGGGGCGUUUAUUAAUUAUGCUAUAAAAAAUAUUGAAAAGGUCAAUCUGGUAUCAUCUGAUGCUCUUGGUGAAUUUGCGUUUCUCAUGGAAUUUACGACAUCUUUGAUUUUUGCAGUUGGUCAAGAGUAUUGCGAUUUUUGUCUUCCUCGAUCUUAUCUGAUAAAUUACUUUGAUGUAUUCACCGUGAAUCCUCUCAUUCCGGGACGAACUAUUUAUAGCAGAAAAAAUUAUUUAUCUGUAAUCAAUAAUUUCAUUGAUCAAGUUCAACAGCUUCUGGACUUACUUUUUUGCAAGGAAGAGACUUACUUGCCGAUUAUCCUUCGACUAUUACGACUUUUGGUCCUUAUCAACCUAAAUGAAACCACUUUUACGCAAAAGAUUCUUAAUCUCUUCAAAUACUUUUUCAGCAAAAACAAAAUCUUUUCUAUAAAAAUCAAAACAUUCCUAGAAGAGAAUCGUUUGGUACGCCUUGUGGCCGUUCUGCAUAAUGAUCUCCGGGAGAUGCGCUGUGACUCCUUGGUUAUCGUUCGUUACCAAAGUAAUAGCAUAUCGAAAUUUGCUUACUUUGAAAAAUAUGAUGGUAUCAAAAACCUCACAUACAAUUCUAUUGGGAAAUUUCGUUCUUCCCUUCGGAAAAUCAUAUCCUCCGCUACCGGCAUCCCAGUAGAUCAACUCAUUUGA